AUGAUGCAAACUGCCCUCCAUCAUCAACCCGUGGCUACCACCCUCAGAGCCGACUCGCCUCUUGCCGCCUCGCCGACAACGCUCAAGGGAGCCCCCGCCUCUGCUACUCUUCCUUUCCCCCAGGCUGUUCCGCAGGAGCCUUCUCGCGCUGUCGUUACGGUAUACGGACCGGGCCAAGAGGCGAUCGUUCAGGUGGUGGCGGACAUUCUAGGGAAACCAUGGACAGCAGAGACGUCACUCGCGACAUUAGGACGGGGAAGUAGCGCGGUUGUAGUAGGGAUCCGGGCGAGCGAUCUCCCCCGGAGUCUUGAUGGAUGCGACAAAUCAGCCUUCAUCCUCGUCAACCUGCAUUGCGUGGACGACGGGUCCUUCCCCGAGGAAGCACUGACGGAAUUAUGCGACUACGAGUUCCUGUUCUCACUGCGAAGUCCGUUCUUCCGACGCGAUCUCACCCGGUUUCUCUCGUUGAUUCUAGGCCAGACAAGGCCGCAUGAGGACUUGAAGACAAAAACCCGCACCAAUUUCAUCUCAACGACUUUCCCUGAUGUUCAUGCCGCCCUGCCCAAUCUGGAUAUUCUAUCGGUGGGCUCCGACGCCGUUGAGAUCCGCGUGGAUCUGUUGGUGGACCCGGUGCCGCAGGACCCCCAGAGUCCGGUCCCCAGUUUGCGGUAUGUAGGACAGCAGUUGAUGCUGCUGCGGCAGCAUACGGAGUUGCCGAUUAUCUUUACGACGCGUUGCACGAAAGAGAAUGGGAAGUUUCCUAAGGACAACCCGGCUUUGUUUUACCGGUAUUUGAGGCGGGCAAUUCAGUGGGGGGUGGAGUAUAUUGACGUGGAAUUAUGGCUACCAGAGGAUAUCCGGCGCAAGCUGGCAGAGGUGAAGGGAAACAGCGUGAUCAUGUCUGCGUUCCACGAUUUCUCGGGGACCUGGAAGUGGACGUCUCCCGAGGCGCCGCGGAUCUUUGCAGAGAGCGCCAAGUAUGCGGAUAUUGUCAAGAUGAUUGCGAUGGUGGAUAGUGUGGAGGCCAACUACGAACUGGAGUACUUCCGGUCAACGGUGAAGCAGACACAUGGGAUGUAUCCACUGUUGUCGGCCGUCAAUAUGGGACAGUUGGGACAGCUUUCGCGAGCGCUGAAUACGGUGUUCUCACCUAUUACGCAUCCACUUCUACCUAUGAUCGCAGCUCCUGGCCAGCUGACAGCUGCGGAGAUCAACGAAGCAUUACAUAUUAUGGGACAGCUGCCGAAGCGGGACAUAUACGCGAUCGGCUCCUUCCGAGCGACGCCGCAGUCGAUGUUUAUGGAGAAAUGCUUUAACGAGCUUAGCCUCCCGCACACGCUGACCUCCAUCGACCGUGGACCAGCGGGCUCGAUCGAGCGGGUAAUUACACAGCCAAGUUUUGGUGGCGCGGCACUCCACCCGCCCGUCAGCGGCAGUGGCUCGCGGCUCCCGGCCAUCAGCGACGCCGCGCGAGCAAUCGGCCUCGUCGACACGAUCGUGGUGACCAGUCCCGGAUCCCUGGUUGGCGAGAACGCCACGUGGAAGGGUAUCCGCGCGACGCUCACACGCGACUACGUCCCAUCGGCAUACCGUGGGCGUGCGGCCAUUAUCCUAUCCGGCACAGAGAGCGAAGCUUCGGCGAGUAUCUUCGCGCUGCGCAGUCUCGGCGUGGGCGCAAUCUACACGGUCGGGUUUCGGGCGACAGGGCCCCUAGCGGACGGCCUGGAACCCUUUACAUCUAUCCAGUCGGUCAAGCUAGUCGAGCAGCCGUUUGUGAUUGUAUCGGCGCUGCCGCCAGAGAAGUCGCUGCUGGUGCAGCCGCUACUAAGGCACUAUCGCAGUACAGGGCGGGCGUCGCCGCCGUCGACCCGGGGGAAAGUGUACCUGGACCUGACGCGGGGCGAACGCAAUGGGGAUCCGGUGGGGGUUGCAGGGCUGUCGGGGUGGACGGCGUACAGGAUUGAGGACGUGAAUGCGUGGACGACGGUGGAAACGCUGCGGCUGCUGGUCGGGCAGAAUGUGCCGUUUGAUUUUGUGCGGAUGGCGUCAGGGUCGUAUACUCACUCGUAUAUUAGUUAG
This is a messenger RNA of Aspergillus puulaauensis, 2079 nucleotides long. RefSeq lists its product as uncharacterized. The coding region runs from base 1 to 2079 and encodes 692 amino acids. NCBI's taxonomy places the organism in Eukaryota, Fungi, Ascomycota, Eurotiomycetes, Eurotiales, Aspergillaceae. The transcript has a single exon. The record is from RefSeq and is a predicted model, not a curated record. Gene Ontology annotation, molecular function: 3-dehydroquinate dehydratase activity.